This is a messenger RNA of Pieris napi, 1223 nucleotides long. RefSeq lists its product as uncharacterized. The coding region runs from base 210 to 1082 and encodes 290 amino acids. The transcript is spliced from 6 exons. The record is from RefSeq and is a predicted model, not a curated record. Lineage: Eukaryota; Metazoa; Arthropoda; Insecta; Lepidoptera; Pieridae.
UUAAUUCUGUAGACUUGUAGAGACUAGAGACUCUCUGAUUUUGUGUUAUUUAGUGAAUAUUUACAACAAAAAAACGGGGCUUAACGAUUUCAAUUUCUUGAAAUAUUUAUGUUUACUCAUUUACUGUAUAGUUUCUAAAUUCUACAUUUGAUAAAAUGUGAGUACUUCAGCGCAGCGUAGAAUGCGAGUGCUACUUUUUAGUUUUAAAUAUGAACGAUAAUGAAUCCUGGACAUCCAAAGACGCCCUUUAUCGGGAUCUUGCCAGAGCUCAAGGAGGAGCUCCUAUAGCAAUAACUGACCCUUUGCUAUACCACGAAACACCCACAAGAGAGUAUGACGAUGAAAAGGAUUUGGAAUACCAAUUUAGAGAUGCUAGUGCAACAACAGACUAUAGUGAAGGCCCUGAUUUACAAAUGAUUAUGCAAAUGCUGGAAAUGGUGAAGGAUUAUGACGUCACACCUGAGAGUCAACCUGUUGAAAUCAGCAAACUAAAUCCAUUAUCUAAAGUCUUUGUGCCUGAAUCUUCUGAAGUUGCCUCAGAUAAAGAAAUAGAGCAGAAAAUUACAAAAAAGAAAAACCGUAAUGCUGCAAUUGAGUCCAUUAUUAAAGCACAAGAAGAAUCUUUAAAUCUAAGUGAAAAAAGCAAAUACAAACCCAUAUCUUUAAAAAAUAAAUCAAAAACUGAAAACAUAAAGCAAAGUAUAACCACUGAAAAAAAACAAAAUGGACUAAAACCAAUUGUAUAUAAUAGUAGUACGGCAUCGAGUAUGUUUAAGAAGAAAACAGUAUCAAAUAAGUCAAAUAAAAGUCCACAUACAUCAAAAGUAUCUCCAGAAAUACUUAAAACCAAUACAUUUGUUCCUUCAAAAGUGGCGAGUUCAUAUUAUGAGAAAUUUGUUGAAUUUAAUGAGGCAAAGGAAGAAAAAUACGACAUUUGGACCGUGGUAGAAAAGAAGAUAAAGGAAUCAGAGGAAAAAAAACGCCGCGAAGCAGAAUUGGUGACCUCAAGUUGCACAGAGAAAUCUGGAGAAGCUUCUCCACCUUUGGUGCAGGAGUCUUGUGAUGAAGAACAAGAACGAUAGCGACGACGACAUAUUUCCCACAGUGCAAGAUUACGUAAACCGUCAAAGCAAGAUUGAUACAGCAUUACUUUAGAUGUGGGAAAUUCUACUACAAUAACGAGAUUUCAAAAAUAAAGAAGCAAUGUUGCUAGUAAUGUUUGA